This is a messenger RNA of Pyricularia oryzae 70-15, 4188 nucleotides long. RefSeq lists its product as uncharacterized. The record is from RefSeq and is a predicted model, not a curated record. NCBI's taxonomy places the organism in Eukaryota, Fungi, Ascomycota, Sordariomycetes, Magnaporthales, Pyriculariaceae. The transcript has 4 exons. The coding region runs from base 3109 to 3924 and encodes 271 amino acids.
GGUCGUCGGACAGUCGCACAAUUGAACAGUGCGAUGCCGACAUGUUUGUCAUUGUUUAGACUUUUUUUAUAUUAACGCACGGAAAGAGUUUUAGUUCCAUGCCGUUCAGAAAUCAACUCGAUUCAUGUGAUGAUUGUUCUUUUCGCCCUGAGGAAUCAAAACCGACCAGGCCACCUCAUCGACAAACAUACGCGUCUAGAAACCAGAGCUGACAGACAAACUGGCGUCGAGUCGGACAAAAGAACCCACCGCGCAGGAAUGACGCCAUGUAUUUUGACAAGACUGGGCGGCUCCCUAGAUGGACAAAGCCGACAAAGGGCAUGAAUUGAGAACCCUAAAGGCCAAAAUUGCCCAGCGCUGGUCCUGGGUGCUUCCAAAAGGUAUCCAAUAGACCGUGGCAGACAAUGAAUGGGAUGCUUCACUACCAGCCUGGAAUCAUGUCUGGAUAUGCUGUACCUGAGAAAAAACAGGUCUGGUUACAUUAGUCCUGGGGCUUGCUAUUUUACACAUUCAACUGCACCAAAGGUUUACCCGUUCUAUUUUUCACCACAGCCGGGCUCCAACAGCCACAACCGCCACAGCCAAGCUCGCCAUGUUCUUGGCCACAGCUGCAGCGCCGGCAGGCACAGGCGCCGAUGUCUGCAAAGCGAAAAGCACUCAUUAGUUAGCCAAGGAACCUGCCAUAAUUUCAAACGACUUUCCCAGAACAUCACGUCUCACCGGAGCAUUGGCGCGCGAGGUCGAGCUGCCUCCUCCGCCGACAGAAGCACCGCCCGAAGCAGACGCCGUCGUGCGGGUUGCGGAACCACCACCAGCAGAAGCAGAAGCCGACGAGGGGACACUGACCGGGCUAGUAGUGGCGGCAGACGAAGCGCCCGAGGUCGAAGAUGGAGCUGCAGGGGGUGUGGCCGUCACGCGUGGCCCGGUCGACGAGGCGGCAGCCGACGAGGCGGUGGCUGACGUCACGGCCGCGCCGGGAUCGACUGCGGGUAUGGCCUCGGGCACGUCGGGCUGCUUCCCGGACAGCGGGGUCGUGGAGAGACCGCAGGCGCGGCCGAAGCUGCCGACGCUGUUGCCGUAAAAGGUCCAGAUGUUGUGGUUGUCCGGACCGGAGCACUGGAGGCAGUUCUUGUAGUUUGUGAGGAAGACGUCGUUGGAGCAACGGGCGUCGCCGCUGAAGCGACCCUGGCGAAGGGCUUGUCCUGUGGUUUGGGGGCGAAACGUCAGUGUCAGCACCCUUGAGCUCUGUCAAAGUAUGGCGUAAAAGCGAGAAAUUGACUUACCACAGGUGUUGUGGCAGUUGUAGGCAGGUGUGCCGGGCUCUUGACGCUUGAGCAGACGGGAUGCUUGCUCCAGGAGGUCCUCGGGCUCGAGAACAGAAGCCGACACGCUGGCGAUGGCCAGAGCGGCACCGACAAGGUAGCGAACGGAAACCAUUGUGCUGGCGACUGCUUAACAAAAACGAACGAGUUCUGGAAUUCAGAGAUGCGGGUGGCAGCUGGGUUGAUUGUUGGAAAAGAAAGGGCCAGUUGAACAACUUCAGAGUCCACGGAGCAGACUGCGAGCUGAGGGCUUUUAUCCGGCAAGGCUUCAGUGCAGCCGGGGUAAUGGCCCAUUCACAUGCAGCGCGGCUCGGAGGCCAGGAAUCAAGGCUUGUGAGCUGGAUUUUUGCGUACCUAGCGGGCGUAGCCAAAAUGGACCACUUACUCGGACUUGCCUGAGCGGGACUCACCGGGCACAUCUGGCUUGGCAUCAAUAACAGUAUGGAAUCGAACACGAGAGCAAAAGACCUCGUUAUGGUAAAAGACCUCGUUAUGGGCCCUGAAAUACACCAGCCCCUAGCUUUUACUACAUUUGUACCGAAGAGGAGUCUCCCAGCCAGGCGGCAGGUCGGCACGGGAUGCCCCGAUUGGGGCAGCGAGCUUCGUUGCUAACCGAAAGGAAGUGCCGACGUAGCCGUCAAGUUGGUCGGUGAGAGCAUUUCGCCGCCGGACCGUCGUAUUUCAUUGAGUGCGCAGAGUUUGCCAAGAUGAUUGAAUGCUACCUGACGGUUUACGCAAGAAUACGAGAGGAGGAGGACGAGAUCCACUCUGCUCCUUAUCAGAUCACACCAUGCCGUUUUCAAGGUCGGCGUGGGUGGUUCCCCGCCUGGGGCCCCUGCGCUUUCCGGAAUCUAAUCUUAUCAGAUGAUCUGAUUUUUGCUCAUCUAUGGCCAAUCAACAGCCCUAUCACCCUCGAAACUCCCUGGUCUUGUCAUACCCUGGACGUGGAGGUCCGAUGUUCGGCCUUGCUACCCUCCUUUUCUUCCACGACGGUACCAUCCGGCUUUUUUCCCUCUUUAACCCCACCGACCCAAAAAGAAAUAUCUCCCCGAGCUUGAUGUGUUGGCCUGAUGUCCAAGACUGUUUGCAUGUGGACUGGCGCAUGUGAAAGGGUUAGAGGUUUAACCGAGCUGAAGUUUUACACGAGAUUCAUGGAUCGCCCUUUCCAGCCUUUCCGCCUGGCGUUCCAAUCUGUGGUUCUUGGGCAGGCUUGGCAUUUCAUGAUGCCGGCGUGCCAACCAAUAGUCCCGUCUCCUGGGAGGAAUUCCUGCUCAAGAAAUAGGCCGAGAGCCACGCUAUAGAAUCUGGGCGAUAUUUUCGCGGGUUGCGGGGUUUCUUGAGGUGCCCGUCCGUCUGUCGUGAGCUUCUACUCUGGUCAGCAUGACUGUCUUGGAAACGAUGGUAGACUGUAACCCAGCCGCAAUUACCAAGGAUGGGCCGAGAGAAAAGUACGAAUAAACCCGUGUUACACUGCCAACCGAAUGCACUCUCUUUGCUCGGCACUUGGCCAUUGCAACACGACGGGUCUUAUCAAGACAACGAGUAAGAAAGGGAGAAGGAAAAGAUUGGCCACCCACCCACCCCUUUACCACCUCGGAAAGCCGAGGGCAGCUGGUACGGUACAGGGCUAAACUCACAGCAUGCUUGGCGGGCUGCCUGAUUUAUAUAAGCGGCAGACAAGACCGUUCUCACCUCCUCAUUCCCCUCGUUUAUUCCCCCCCUUGCAGCCAGACUGUCGACUUCAAAGUUCUUCCUGUCAGGUUCAAGUCUCAGCACAAACUCCACAAUGCAGUCCAAGGUCGCUACAAUUCUCCUCGCCGCCGGCAGCGUCGCGGCGCUUGGUGAACGCAACGCUCCUACGGCCCACGGCGUCGGCGCCAUGGGGACCGAGAUGGGGCCGGUCGCUUUCCUGUGGCCUGCCGACCGCCCGUGGUCUGCCGGGGCCGACAACACCGAGCCUUGCGGAAGCACCCAGGGCGUUGGCAACCGGACGCCUUUUCCUCUGUCCGCUGGUGCCGUCUCCCUCUCCAUCGCCGCGGAUGCUUACGAUGUCGAGUUUACCAUGUCUUAUGCCAAAGAUCCCAAGAGCAACAGCGACUUUACCCAGCAGGCGAUCCCGUCGUCGGUCGGCAAGAUCGUAUCGGGCCACCAGUGCUACAAGCUCAACGCCCCGCCGAGCACCGUCAAGGCCGGCGACGAUGCCACCAUCCAGCUCAAGUACCGGUCCAAGUUCCCGGGCGAGAACAAUGGCAACGACCAGACCUUUUAUGCCUGCGCCGACAUUCAAUACGUCGAGACGAGCCUCUUCAAGACGGCCAUCCCCUGCUUCAACGUGACGUCGGACGAGUUCGCCGCCCCAGAGACCACCAACAGCCCCGCCGCCCCGGCCACCAACUCGCAGCCCGCCGCUGGUCUGACGACCGGCGCCAUCGCCGGCAUCGCCGUCGGCACCAUUGUCGGCUCGCUGGCCGUCGUUGGUGUUGUUGCGUUCCUGGUCUUUAGGAAGCGUCGUGCUGGCGCCGCCCGCAACGCCGAGACCGUCCUGCCCGUCGCCAAGAACAACAUGGAGACCGCGUCGGUCUCGUCGACACUUUGUCGCUAGAGUUGGCAGGCCAGAGUGGUGUGGGUGUGAGUUGUAGGAACUUGGUGGCAUGAAUCAUGAUGUUUUUUUGGACUCUUUUAUUUUUAUUUUUUUUAUUUGCCUUUGAUAUUCCAGAUUUACAGGGCAAUGAGAGCGGGGAUUGGCUAGCACGGCAGGUCGCCAGAACAUAAGAAACAAGACAGCAUCCAGAUAGCCCACCCCUAACGUCAAACUCCAGUCUCGCUACAAAACCAUGUCACCACUACUUUGACGCUGCCAAGAUGC